GAGAUUCUAGAUACUUUUUUUUAUUCUUUCUUCCUUACUAUAUGUAUCCUUCUCUCCCCCAGUUCCCUUCGCUGUCCACAUUUUCUAUUUUCCCAUUCAUUUGUUGGCGCGAAAGUGAUGAAAGUUGAGAAGGUCGGGAGAGAGAUGUGUAUAGCAAAUGAGAUUACGGUAGACGAGGAGCUAGAGCUGAAGCUGGAGAUGAUCUCUGAGGCUAAGAUUCCGGUCCCCGUUGCAGAGACCGACAGAGAUGGCGAGGAGUUGUUCGUUCCGCCUCUCAAUUUCUCUAUGGUCGAUAAUGGCAUCUUCAGGUCUGGCUUCCCCGAUACGGCCAACUUCUCAUUCUUACAAACCCUUGGACUUCGUUCUAUCAUAUGUCUUUGUCCCGAGCCUUAUCCGGACCCCAAUACCGAGUUUCUCAAGUCAAAUGGGAUUCGGCUUUUUCAGUUCGGGAUCGAAGGAUACAAGGAACCUUUUGUAAAUAUUCCGGAGGAUAUGAUUCGUGAAGCACUCAAAGUUGUCCUUGAUGUUAGGAACCACCCAAUUUUAAUCCAUUGCAAGCGGGGAAAGCAUCGAACUGGUUGUCUGGUGGGGUGCUUGAGAAAAUUGCAACGAUGGUGCCUUUCUUCAGUCUUUGAUGAGUACCAGCGAUUUGCUGCUGCCAAAGCUAGGGUUUCAGAUCAGAGGUUUAUGGAGUUGUUCGAUGAUUCCAGCUUGAAGCACCUGCCUUCGACAUUCUCAUGUUCCAACUCAAAGUCCGAAGGCUUUACUUCCCAGGGAAGAGGAUGGAAAUCUUAUCCAAAAUAUUAAUGGAUUAUGAUGAUCUUGAAGAUGGGUUUAGCAGGAAAUGAAUAAGACAAUCCGUUUUUUUCAAUGCGGAUGGUAAGAAGCAUUGUUUUACAGGCUUUUUCCUGUUUGUUUGUUAACAAUCUGUAGGAACACUGUUGUAGGGUAUUCUCUUCUCAUAUGUGUUGGAUUUAUGUAGGUUUAAUCAAACUUCUCUUGUAAUCAGUCAUUUGUUUUAAGUUCUAGACUUUAGUAAUUUGUAAAUCAAUCUGUAGCCUUGGUUCAACAAUGAUGUAACGAGGCAAUUGAUUGAAAGUUUCAAUAUUAUGAGGGGAUUUAAUGGAAAGAGGUUGAAAUUAUUAGAA
Molecule: messenger RNA, 1148 nt
Organism: Macadamia integrifolia
Lineage: Eukaryota; Viridiplantae; Streptophyta; Magnoliopsida; Proteales; Proteaceae
Product: probable tyrosine-protein phosphatase DSP4
Exons: 5
Coding region: 118-807 (229 amino acids)
Biological process (GO): protein dephosphorylation
Cellular component (GO): cytoplasm
Molecular function (GO): phosphatase activity
Source: RefSeq, a predicted model, not a curated record